ACCGCAGAGCAUGCGCACUGAGCGAGACUACUACUUUUCGAACGAUUCGUUACUAACGCGUUUAACUCGUUCGACUUAACGAACGUACCCAUAGUCUUGUGUGAUAGUGCAGAAGCUAAACGUUGAGCAAUCAUGAGUACAAUUCGUUCGGUUAAGAAUCUUGUGGUUCUUAUUACGGGAGGUGGUUCUGGACUCGGAAAAGCAACUGCUGAGAGAUUGGUUAAACAAGGAGCAAAAGUAGUUAUUUGUGAUUUGCCAACUUCAAAAGGAAAUGAUGUUGCAAAAGAUUUAGGAACAAAUUGUGUUUUUACACCAACAAAUGUGACAUCAGAAACAGAUGUGAAGAAUGCCUUGAAUACCACAGAAGAAAAAUUUGGUAAAUUGGAUGCUGCUAUAAACUGUGCUGGUAUUGGAGUGGCUCUUAAAACAUAUGAUUAUAAACGAGACAUUCCACAUAGUUUAGAAGAUUUCUCUAAAGUAAUUCAGGUAAAUGCUGUUGGUACAUUUAAUGUUAUAAGACUAGCAGUUGGUCUCAUAGGAAAAAAUACUCCUGAUGCUGAUGGUCAAAGAGGAGUUAUUAUAAAUACUGCUAGUGUUGCAGCUUUUGAGGGACAAAAAGGACAAGUGGCAUAUUCAGCAAGUAAAGGUGCCAUUGUUGGAAUGACAUUACCAAUUGCUAGAGACCUUUCUACUCAAGGAAUCCGUUGCUGUGCAAUUGCACCAGGUUUAUUUGAUACUCCUUUACUUCGUGGUCUUCCUGAUAAAGUAAGAACAUAUUUAGCAGAAACUAUACCAUUUCCUCGUCGUCUUGGUAAUCCAGAAGAAUAUGCACAUCUUGCACAGUUUAUUAUUGAAAAUCCAGUUAUUAAUGGAGAAGUUAUAAGAUUAGACGGGGCACUUCGAAUGAAUUAAAAUCUUCACUUACUUUACACUGAAAUUUGAUUUUGUAUUGAGAAGACUUGAUGAUAGCUUGGAGAAAAUUUUCAGUUAGGAUAUUAAAAUUUUAAAAUAUAUGGAGUAAAUGUAAAAUUUAUAUAGAAAAUCGUUUUCUCAAAAUAAAUAUUUUUGUUAAAUAAUAUGAGUAUUAUUGAAAAUAUAAUUUAUGUUCAAUUUACAUAGUAUGGCAGAUACUCAUAUAAUGCAGGCAACAUGUUUCUCGUUAUAGGAAAUCACUUUAUUGAGACAUGCAUUAUCUGAAAAUUUAUGCAAGUUUAAACCUAGGCUAGAAGUUGAAGAAGAAAACUUAUAUUUCUGGAUGACAAAAUUGAAUUUUUUAUGAGUACUAGUUGCAGUUUUUUCAUUGUGUUAUACAAAUUUAUAUAAGGAAUGCAUUAUCAGGAGUUCCCUGCAUUUGAUUUACAUGAUUAAGAUUUAACAGACUAAAAUGUUAAUUUUUAAAUAUUGAUAUUAUACAAAAUUUUUAAAAUAUGUUUAUAGAAUUUAUCAUUUUAAAUUAAAAAUUUACAACAAACAUGCUAUAGCAACAAAAAUUGUAUUAUUUACUUAUUUUCCUGAUGCAUUACAUUACUAAUAUAUUAUAAAUGACAAUUAUCAUUAAGUUUUUAGUGGCAUCUAAUUUCAUGUUCAGUCAUUGCAAACAAAAUAUUUAGCAAAAACAGGAUAUGGCAAUGGCAAUUUUUCACUUUCUGUAUUAAAACAUGCAUUGUUUAAUUAUAAAAAUUCAUAAUGCUCUUAACAUAAAGAAUGUUUAGGCUAAUUUAAUUAUUUAUUGAGGUAUUGUAUACAAUAUUUUUGGCCUAAUUGUUUAAUAAUUUAGCUGUACUUAUCUUGAACAGUGACGCUAGAGCUUCAUGGGGCCCAGGCAAAUUUCAAUUAAGGGCCCCAUGUACAAUGUUGACUUCAACAUUUUUUUCUGAAUGAAAUUUUUGGAGGAAAUAUUUUCUUGUAAUAAACUGGUUUGGGGUUCCAUGCUGUUGCCAUCUUUUGCCCAUAGCAUAACGUGUCAGUGAUCUUGAAUUAAGAAGGGUAAUCGAAAAUGAUUCAACAUUGUCAAAAUGACAAUAACUUUUAGAUUAAAAUUAUCGAAAAUUACAUUUUAAGGUGUGGUGGAUUUAAGACUGGACCCCUUCUCACUGUCAAUUGUGCAUGCAGGCUAGCCACUCAUGCACAUUUACUAGUCUAUUACAAGUAAAUUGGUACCUUCUGUAAAUGGUAUUUGAUGUACUGGUACCUACGCUUAGGUGUAGGUUGUCAGGUUUUGCAUUUUUCUUUUGCCUGUAAGACAAUUUCUUCCUUUUCCCCUCUCUCAUCCAUAUAUAUCAAAGGAUUUUAUUUUAAAACUUCCAGAGUAUUGUAAUUACAACUAGAAUAUUCUAACUUUGAAAAUGCUGUUGAUAUAUAUUAAAAUUGAAAGAAUUUGGUAACUUAGAUGAACUGUAUGAGGAAUUUUUUGAGUGUCGGAGUAUUUUAUUAGUGUGUAUAAAUUGUCAAAAGUGAUGUUGAUAAGGCUAGUUUUUUCCAGUAAUGAAGAAUAAAUGGACAGAUGUUAGAAACAGGAGCCAUCCAGAGUUAAUCAAAGUGGAACUACAGAUUGUACACAGUUUCCCUUUAACUUUUAAGCAAUUUUACCAAUUUGCAAAAGGAUGAAAAAUUAUUAAGAGCAGCUAAACCAGGAGAGAAAUAUUAGAAAGAAUAAAUCACAUAACUUCCGAAAACAAUUCACUCCCUUCCGGGAUAUGAUCUGUAAAUUAAAUAAGACUGCGAUGAAAAUAAUAGCUUGUGAGAAGUUUUAUGAAACGUAACUUCAAUUUAUCAAGAGUUGGUUUUAAAAAUUACAACAUAGUUCAAAAUUUAUUCAGAACUCAAUGCCCUUUAGCAGUUUAUAUUGGGAGGAAAAAAAUCAAUGAUUUAAUUCUUUUCAACAGACCAUAGUAAAAUAUUUUCAUAAAGGAACUGAUGAAAUUCAGCUGAACAAAAUUGUAUUCGUUUAAGAUUUAAGAAACAUGAAUGUUGAAAAGCUGAAUAAGUUGCAAGCCCAGGUUCGAAUUGGUGGUAAGGGAACAGCCAGAAGGAAGAAGAAAGUUGUACACAGAACUGCAACUACAGAU
Centruroides sculpturatus (bark scorpion) is the source of this 3068-nucleotide messenger RNA. It is a transcript of the gene scu, whose product is annotated as 3-hydroxyacyl-CoA dehydrogenase type-2-like. The record is from RefSeq and is a predicted model, not a curated record. The transcript has 8 exons. Gene Ontology annotation, biological process: androgen metabolic process; fatty acid metabolic process; estrogen metabolic process. Lineage: Eukaryota; Metazoa; Arthropoda; Arachnida; Scorpiones; Buthidae. Gene Ontology annotation, cellular component: mitochondrion. Gene Ontology annotation, molecular function: estradiol 17-beta-dehydrogenase [NAD(P)+] activity. Bases 133 to 912 code for a protein of 259 amino acids.